UAUUGAUUAUACUUAUCAGUCAAUUAUUUUAUUGAAAUAUAAAGCAAUGAAUAAUGAAUCAUCCUUUACAAGACUAAAACAGAGACCUCCUACGUAGUUAGCCGGAAGGGAGUAUAGAAAACGCAUAUAACUUCACCUGCGGCAAUUCACCACCUGCCAGUAGGCAACUGUCAGCGUAGCGUGUGGAAAGGAGAAACUAAAAUUGUUUUUCACGAGAUCACGAGACAUUACCACAGAAGAAGGAAAUUGUGAAACAAUUUGUUAAAAAUUUUUACAAAAUACUUGAGAAAGAAAUGCUUCGAGCGCGCUCUCAAAGUAGUUUAUAGUAAGUUAAAACUGCAAAAAUGUAUGGUUUUUCUUUAUUUUGUGUCGCUAUUUGACAGAUGGCAAACGAAUCAUUUGAUGAAUUUAUUUUGUUUAUUAGUGAACAGGAGGCGAAGUUCGUGCAAGAUCGCAUAACGGGCGUGGAGAGACAUUUCGCUGAGCUAUGUACAAUAUUCGCGGCGUUCACCAGAAAAGCUGCCAGAUUGCGUGAUAAAGGCGAUGAAUUGGCUAAAGUAAUACAAACUUACGCAGAUUCGGAAGUUAUAAAUCGAUCGCUGAGCACCGGACUUACGAAUUUUUCUGCAACAUUAUCGGUCAUCGGCGAUUAUAGAGAUGCGCAAGUACAAAGAUUGGAUGCCAAGGUGAUUGCACCUCUCUCGCAAUACGCAAUGAUUUGCAAACAUGCUCGCGACGAUGUCAAAAACACCUUUGCAGCACGCGACAGAGAACUCACGAGACGAAGACAUUUAGACAAAGUUCGAGAGAGAAAUCCCAGAAACCGUCAAAUGAUAUCGCAAGCUGAAUCGGAGUUGACGAAGGCAUCCAUCGAGGUAUCUCGAGUAGUAAAAGGAUUAGAGGAGCAAAUCGACUCGUUCGAACGACGAAAAUUACACGAUUUAAAGUCCAUACUACUAGAUUUCAUCACCAUCGAAUUGAGUUUUCACACCAAAUCCCUUGAGCUCUUGACCAAAGCGUAUCAAGACGUUGCGGCUAUUGACGAAAUUAAAGAUAUUGAAGACUUUCAAAGCGCGAGAGGAGAGAUGAAUGGGGAAUUUCGAGAGACAAUGCGAGUUCCUGAUUCUGUUGCAAGAUUAGACACAGUGGGUCGAACUUCGUUUCGACAAGCUUAUUCAUUAACGAACUUGGCCUCUCGAUUCGCGUCCUCGCCCGUGGCAUUACAGAAACUGGCUAAGGGAGGAACUGAAUCUGCUGAUUCUGCACGAACCGGAUUCUCGAACUCUUCCGAGUCAGUUCAAGUUGAAGAAUAUCCAGAUGAUAGUACGGAGGAAACGGAAUCAGAAUCGAUUCAAGAGAAGCCUGUGAGAACUAGGCAAAAGUCUAUGUAAUUUCAAUCAUCCUUUUAAUAUCCCGUUUUUUAUCUUUUUAGAAAAGAGCGUCGAAAAAUGCUGGAUAUAAAGUAAAGAAACGUUUCGUUCUCAGACCCGUCCCAGCAAUUCCUACAUGUCAGAAGUCCUUAAUAUCGUCCAUAAUAUAUCGCAUACCUUAUAGACUGAAUCAGACAAAGUGAAUCAGACUUUAUUGCGUAUACAUGUUUGCGUAUUUCUUAAGAAUACUUGUUUGUAGCAAUUUAAGUGGCCACUUAGAAAAUUGUUUUGAAUAAGAUAUAAAGAGAGACUUCUUCAAAAGAUAGUUAAAAAAACAAUGUAAUCUAUGUUCCACUGAAGUAGCAUAAUCACCGUUUGUUCAACUAGUACCUGGAUUAGCUGUCACGAGAUUCUUAAUAAUAUCGAAUGAAAAUG
This is a messenger RNA of Pogonomyrmex barbatus (red harvester ant), 1805 nucleotides long. RefSeq names its product CBY1 interacting BAR domain containing protein Fam92 (gene Fam92). Gene Ontology annotation, cellular component: ciliary basal body; ciliary transition zone. Lineage: Eukaryota; Metazoa; Arthropoda; Insecta; Hymenoptera; Formicidae. Gene Ontology annotation, biological process: cilium assembly. The record is from RefSeq and is a predicted model, not a curated record.